AUGGAAAGAUUAAUACCAAAUUCACAGUUCAAAAGUGACGAAAUACUCCUAGAGGAAAAGCAAUUUGGAGUGAAUUUAGUUCAAAGCGUUUGUAAAGACAUUUUGGAUGAAAAUCUUUAUGACUUGAAGUACAAUGCUGCAAGAUGUAAGGUUCUGGCAACAGAGCUGAGUGAGAGAAUGCGUAACGAAGUACGAGCAAUUACAGCCAGCAAGUAUAAAGUUAUUAGCACAGUAAGCAUUGGAUCUUUACAAAGUCAACUCAACGUUGAAAGUCGAUGCCUGUGGCUGCCGCAAAGCGACUCAUUUACUAGUGUUUCUUUCAAGAAUUCGUCUAUAUUUGCUAUAGCUACGAUUUUCUGGAUUUCGAUUGACUGA
Molecule: messenger RNA, 375 nt
Organism: Actinia tenebrosa (Australian red waratah sea anemone)
Lineage: Eukaryota; Metazoa; Cnidaria; Anthozoa; Actiniaria; Actiniidae
Product: tctex1 domain-containing protein 1-A-like
Source: RefSeq, a predicted model, not a curated record